AUGCAGCUCACCACUAUCGUUGCCUUCCUUGCGGCCGCCGCUAGUGCCGCUCCUGGUACACUGUCUCCACGGGCAUCUGGAAGCGUGCGCGCACGUUUCUAUAACGAUGGCGGCUGCGGUAGCAACGGCAAUGAUAUAGCUCAAGCUGAGUUGAUCCUCACGUCAACCAAUGUGACAGGCAAGGCAGGAUGUCGGGACUUGACCAUCGGGCCAUACCCUGCUGUAUUCUUCGAUCAGAGCACUCUGGAUUCAAACACAAAGAACUCACCCCACUGCUCCUUCCACCCAUCGCGCAACAAAGUCAUUCAAGGAAACAACUACCAAACACCCAAGAUGCAUCUCAUGAAUCUUCUGCUCGCGUGCAUCUUCGCCCUGUGCGUCAUUGCCGCACCCGCGGACUUUACGUUGCACUCUCCGCUCGCGAUUCCUGUCCCCGGCUCUGCAACCUACGACGCCGACGUCGCCGCUGUCCUUGCCUACGUCCGUUCCCACAACUCUUCCCCCGUCCAGAGAUCCGCCGCCGAUGAGCCAAUUACUAGAUUAUGCGGCAUAUAUACUAGUACUCCAGUCUCCGAUCCCAUCUACCAGGAAAUGCGCGAAGAUGGAUCGUUCAACUAUCGCAGCUUCGAUCUAGCUGCGGGCUCCACUAUCGAGGGCAUCCUUAACCGCCACUGCGGAUUCUGCAUGUACUUUGACGAAGAAGGCGCUCUCAUCAUGUCCGUAGGACCCGAUCAAGUGAAUUGGGCGCAUCCUACAACUGCCAAGACCUACAUCUGCUGGCGUCCGCCGAUGAGGGGUCACGAAGGUGGUAACUGA
Molecule: messenger RNA, 816 nt
Organism: Alternaria infectoria
Lineage: Eukaryota; Fungi; Ascomycota; Dothideomycetes; Pleosporales; Pleosporaceae
Exons: 3
Coding region: 1-816 (271 amino acids)
Source: RefSeq, a predicted model, not a curated record